ACGAGUUACGAACUAAGUUUCGUUUGUCAGUCGGUCAGCCGGUUCGUGGUAGUCAAAACGUAUUCAUUUCAACAGUGUAAAUAACACUUCGCUUAUAAGAGUUACUUUAGACACUAGUAUUGAGUAUAAUCUUAUCCAACAUCGUCAUUGAGUGAUAAGUUAUCGUGCGCUCUGACGCUAUGAUAGCCACAUUUAAAGUGCCUUCAAGUUAUGCGACUGUUCGGUGAUUAAUUUUACAAUAGGAAGGCAAGUGUUAUGUUGAGUUCUCGUUAACAAUAUUAUAAUUGAGUUGAAUUGAGUGACAUUUACCGUGAUGUCGUUAUUUAAGAAGAAACCUCCAAAAUAUACCGCGCCACCGGUUCCUCCCCCUCCAGAAGAGGUUCCUAACCAUCAAUCUAACGGAGUGGAUAACAACAACGGAACUCAAAAGUCGCAACUUGUGUUCCACUGCCAACAGGCACACGGAAGUCCCCUUGGACUAAUUUCUGGAUUUUCCAACGUAAAAGAGCUCUAUCAAAAGAUUGCUGAAUGCUAUGACUUUCCUCCUGAAGACAUAUUGUUUUGUACCCUGAACACACACAAGGUGGAUAUGAAGAAAUUGCUAGGGGGACAAAUAGGAUUGGAGGAUUUCAUUUUCGCGCACAGGAAGGGCCGGCCGAAGGAAAUCGAAAUAGUCAAAACCGAAGACGCACUCGGCUUGACGAUAACAGACAACGGCGCAGGAUAUUCAUUCAUAAAGAGAAUAAAAGAAGGAUCAAUUGUAUCCAGAAUACCGCAUAUAGAUGUUGGAGAUCAUAUUGAACGGCUGAACGAUGAGAAUAUGGUCGGACGGCGUCAUUAUGAGGUCGCCAAACUACUAAAAGAAAUACCAAAAGGGACCACUUUCACUAUAAGAUUAAUAGAACCACUGAAGUCAGGUUUCGGAAGUAUCGGACCCAAAACCAGCAGUGCGAGGUCGGGAAAGAAACAAAGUUAUGGUUCGGGUAAAGAAACACUCAGGUUCAAGGCCAAUGGACAAGCUACAAUAGAAAAUGAGCCUGAUGACAAGUCAAAAGCUGGUGUAGAUAAAAUAAACGGUCUACUUGAAACAUUUAUGGGAAUAAAUGACACUGAACUGGCAACGCAGAUGUGGGACCUAGCAGAGGGGAAGACAAAUUCCAUGCAACUCGCAGAUGCCAUAGACAACAGCGAUUUACAAGAGUUUGGUUUCACUGAUGAAUUCAUUAUUGAAUUGUGGGGUGUCAUUACAGAUGCUAGAUCUGGGAGACUCAGUUAAAGAUAUUUUUUAUCUUGUAUAAAUUUUUUAAAUUAUUGUAGUUGUAUUAACCCAACCAUAUAUUUCUAUUUGCCUAGAAAUUGUUAUUGCAGUGGUUUUUUACAUGCUUUUUUUUUUAAAUAACAAGGGCUUGAAUUAUUUCAGUUGUAAAACAUUUAAAAAAACUCACUUCAAUAACCUUUACAUCAAGUAGCCGGAACAUUAGUAUGUUUUUUAUAUCUAAACUGAAAAUACAAAAAUUUAUUUAA
This is a messenger RNA of Danaus plexippus (monarch butterfly), 1524 nucleotides long. It is a transcript of the gene kermit, whose product is annotated as PDZ domain-containing protein GIPC3. The transcript has 4 exons. Bases 314 to 1276 code for a protein of 320 amino acids. Gene Ontology annotation, molecular function: protein binding. The record is from RefSeq and is a predicted model, not a curated record. Lineage: Eukaryota; Metazoa; Arthropoda; Insecta; Lepidoptera; Nymphalidae.